Molecule: messenger RNA, 3691 nt
Organism: Grus americana (Whooping crane)
Lineage: Eukaryota; Metazoa; Chordata; Aves; Gruiformes; Gruidae
Gene: RASSF10
Product: Ras association domain family member 10
Exons: 1
Coding region: 492-1838 (448 amino acids)
Biological process (GO): signal transduction
Source: RefSeq, a predicted model, not a curated record
GAAGAUCCCUCGACGCCGCUCGUUCGCGGCAGAGGCAGGGCAGAGAGGAAGAUACAGAGACGACGGCGACCCGCCUUGAAGUUUCCGCGCCGGCGGAUUUCGGCGCAGAGUGCCGGGGCGGCGCUGCCCGCGGGCCGGCGGCCACCGCCGGGGCGUGAGCCGCGGGGGGCGCCCACGUGGUGGGAGAGGAAAACCCGGCGGCAGCGGCGGCGGGACCCGGCAGAGCGCGGGGCGGCGGACGGGAGCCGCGCCGGGCUCCGCGCCGCACCGGGCCGGGCCCCUCCCGGCGGACCGCCGCGCCGCACCGGGCAGGAAGGGGUGGAGCGGCCGGCGGAGCGCACGGGCGGGGUGCCGCGGGCGGGGAGGCAUCCCGGCCAUGCUGAAGGCGGGCGGGCGGGCGGCGCCGCACCUCCCCUGAGCGCUCCCCAUGGAGCGGCUGCCCGGCCAGCCCUGAGCCGGCGGCCCCGGCCGCCCGCCCGCAGCCGCCCCCGAUGGAGCCCGAGGAGCGGAAGAUCUCGGUGUGGAUCUGCCAGGAGGAGAAGCUGAUCUCCGGGCUCUCCCGGCGGACCACCUGCUCGGACGUGGUGCGGGUGUUGCUGGAGGACAGCCACCACCGGCGGCAGCGGCCGGCGCUGCCCGAGCCCGGCGGCGGGAUGCUGUCGGGGCCGCCGCACUCCUACUGCAUCGUGGAGAAGUGGCGCGGCUUCGAGCGGAUCCUGCCCAACAAGACGAAGAUCCUGCGGCUCUGGGUGGCGUGGGGGGACGAGCAGGAGAACGUGCGCUUCGUGCUGGUGCGCAGCGAGGCCUCGCUGCCCAACGCGGGGCCGCGCAGCGCUGAGGCGCGGGUGGUGCUCAGCAAGGAGCGCCCCGGCCACGGCCUGGGGGCGGCCCGCGCCAGCCUGGCGCUCACGCAGGAGCGGCAGCGGCGGGUGGUGAGGAAAGCCUUCCGCAAGCUGGCCAAGAUCAACAAGAAGCGGCAGCAGCCGCUGGCCCGGGAGGUCUCGUCGGCGGAGAGGAUGGAGACGUUGGUGCACCUGGUGCUCUCGCAGGACCACACCAUCCGGCAGCAGAUCCAGCGCCUCCGCGAGCUGGACCGGGAGAUCGACAGGUACGAGGCCAAGAUCCACCUGGACCGCAUGAAGCGGCACGGCGUCAACUACGUGCAGGACACCUACCUGGUGGGGGCCGGCGGCGGGGAGCCGGAGCCGGGCCGGGAGCCCCAGCCCGCCGCCGGCCGCCCCGAGGAGGACUACGCCAGGAAGUGCGAGGAGGUGCUGCAGCUGCAGGAGCAGCGGGCGCAGCAGGAGGAGCUGCUGGAGCACCUGGCCGCCGAGAUCCAGGAGGAGCUCAACGAGCGCUGGAUGAAGCGGCGACGGGAGGAGCUGGAGCUGGCGGCGGGGCCCGGCCUGGCCGAGACGGACUGCGACACUACGGAGCUGAGCGGCGGCGGCGAGGGCGAGCUGCACCUGGAGCACGAGCGGGUGAAGACCCAGCUGAGCACCAGCCUCUACAUCGGCCUCAAGCUGAGCACGGACCUGGAGGCCGUCAAAACCGACCUGGACUACACGCAGCGGGCGUGGGAGGACAAGGAGCGGGAGCUGCAGCGCCUGCUGGAGACGCUGGGCACCCUCGACGUGGCGGAGGCGCCGGCGGAGCCGCGCGGGGCAGCGGGCGGGGGGCGGCCGGCGGCGGGGGGCGGCGGCGCGGCCGGCUGGGUGGAGCAGGCGCGGGCGCUGCGCAAGGACCGCGCCGAGAACGACGAGGACUCGGACACGGGGCUGAGCUCCAUGCACAGCCAGGACUCGGACUCGGUGCCCGUCUGCGAGUCCCUCGUCUAGCCGCCCGCCGCCCAGCCGGGCCCCGCAGCGCCAGGAAUAGAGGGCGGGCUCCGGCCCGGCUCGCAGCGGAACCGGGCACGGUAGAGGCUCUGCCCGGUGCCCCGUCGGCCGCCCGGGCAGCGCGGCACAAGCUCGCCGUCGGUGCGGGGCUCGGCGGGGACGGGGCGGGUGGAGCGAGGCUGCCGGGGCAGAGGGGGGGGUGUAGGACUGCGGGCAGGUGGGGGGAGGCCAGAAAACUCCCGGUGCAGGAAGCAGUCACACAGAGGAAACAUUUUAAUUUUAGCUCUUGAGUUUAAACUUGUUCUAACUAGUCAUCCGCGGGUAGCGUUUAGGCUGGCUCGCCGGUACUUUUAUCUAAGGAAGAGAGACCCGCAGCGUGUUUGUGUUUCAUUCACGUCUGGGAUUGCUCGCUCCUUAAAUCCUGCCGCCUGCUUCCCUCCGAAGGGUUUCUCGCUGGGCCUUUUAAUCCUAUGGUUCCCCACACUGUCCCCACUGUAGCAUAGGCUACUUCAGAUAAUCUCUUUGCGAGUAAAAUGCCAGGACGUGCUCUCCAUAGGGUAAAUCAGUUAUCUCCCUCACAGUUUCUCAGCAUUGCAAGUCAGAGGGUGGGUUAUACUGGCUGUCAUUUACAAAUACACCCGGCUCCUCUACAGGCAAAAAGUCACUGAGACUAAAGCUGCUGCUCAUUUAAAAACUGCGGAGGAGAAGAGGUGUCAAUACUACUGAAGCUGACACUGGGACCUCCCAGGGCGCAAGCUUUUGGAAAGUACUGCAGUUCCUUUUGGCAACAAAAAGGGGUGAUAAAUCACCUCUUUAAAAAAAAAAAAAACCACAAACCAACCACAAACCAAAAACCCCUCCAAAAACCAACAAACUAAACCAAAAUACAGACUAACGUAUUAACUCUGCUCUGCGUAGUGCUUUUUCUUAUGCAUAGAUAAGAGUGCUUUGUUCAAAGGUGUACUAAGAAAUCUAAUAGUAUCAAUGUUCAUUUGACAGUCAUUGAAAGUAAUUAGCAGUGCCUGUAUGUACACGGCCUUCAACUACAUUUUUUCAGUAGGCUAGCUGAUAUUUGGCUGAGCUGGAUUGUAGAUGAACAAAGUACAGAAUCAGCUUGAGCUACUGUUUUUAAUAAUAUAGUUCGUAUGAGGCCAAGAGAUACAAGGAUAAAAGCAUGACUCAAGCCCUACCUGCACUACAGCUUAAUCUUUUCAGUUAUUCCAAUAAAAAAAAUACAGCAUCAGCUGUAACAUGCAUUUCACUUAACUGCCAAAUCUUCCUCUGUAGUUUAACACUUACUGAAAAUAUAUGAUCUGCUCUUACAAUAAGAGACAUUAAGAAUUCCUAUAUUCCAGAAUAAUUGCAGAAACAGUUUAAGCAGUGAGAGACCAGAGAAUGUUUAGUCAGGUCUGAAUAAGUGUGAACUUUUUAAAACUUUUGAGAUUAUUAUUUAUGUAAGGCUAUUUAUGAAAGUUUUCAUUUAACAAUAAGAAAGUAUAAAAAGGGGUGCACCAAUAGACCAGUUCUUUACUUUUGAUAAAAACCUCACAGCUUCCUCACCCAAAGACCGGGUUCCACUCUUUCACAGCGUUCUUGCUGGUCAGAAUUCUGUUGGACAACAGAACAAUGGACUCUGUAACCGGUCAGUUUGAAAGCAGUCGGAGAAAUACUGUCUGUGGAUUUGUUGAGGCUGUACAAUUCCCUAUAUGCUAUCAUUCUUGAUAAAUGUUACUCCACUGAAUGGGUCUCAGUUAUAACAAACUGUGGUUUAUUUUAAACACUGAUUAUAUAAUUGUUUUUCAUAUUUUAGUCAACAUUGGAAAAUAUUUAAGAACCUAUUUUUAGAGCUAAUA